Molecule: messenger RNA, 2411 nt
Organism: Meleagris gallopavo (turkey)
Lineage: Eukaryota; Metazoa; Chordata; Aves; Galliformes; Phasianidae
Source: RefSeq, a predicted model, not a curated record
AGCGUGGACUUGUUGAUGCGUUCCCAUUUUUCUCACAGGUCAAGGAGCAGUUCCGCAGCCACAGCGCUAACACAGCUCGUGCCCUGGGGCCGUGACUUCCUCAACGAGGCGGAGCGGCAAGAGUCAGCGCGGUGUGUGCGGCCGUGCACGUGUCAGAGCCGUGCCUUUGUUCUGUGUGGGGGCAGGCAACUGUGCGAGCGUGCGCUUUUAUUGCAGAACUGUGAAGCAAAGCCUUCAGCUGAGGACUUAGGAGAUAAGAAAGAGGGGGAAUACAUUAAACUCAAAGUCAUUGGGCAGGACAGCAGUGAAAUUCACUUCAAGGUGAAAAUGACAACACACCUCAAGAAACUCAAAGAAUCAUACUGUCAAAGACAGGGUGUUCCAAUGAACUCACUCAGGUUUCUCUUCGAGGGUCAGAGAAUUACUGAUAAUCAUACCCCCAAGGAGCUGGGGAUGGAGGAGGAAGAUGUGAUUGAAGUUUAUCAGGAACAGACGGGGGUCACUCAACAGUUUAGAUCCUUCUGUUUGUUUUAUUUCCCCUUAAUCCUUUUUUAUUUUUAAAUAAUAGUUCUUUUGUAAUGUGGUGUUCAACACUGAAUUGAAACUGGCACCCCAUCUCUGGGAGUUUAUUUUCAAGCGUCUGGUAUUUUAAAUUCUCGUGCUCAUUAUACACUAUUGUUUCUGUUUUCAUUGUGCUGAACUUCUGUGAUCCAGCUGCAGCCCUGCUCUCCUUUUCCCUUCCGCCCUCCCCUUUAGAAAUACAUGUACACACAUGCAUUUGUAUGUUCACUAGGUUCGUGCAUCAGGCACGAAGGUUGUAAGAUCUGCCAGGUGGGCGAGUGUUCUUAAUGACUUCCAUAUCUGCCCUGAAGUUUUGAUGUGUGACUGUUUCACUCCUGGACUAUAACUUUCAGUGCGAGAUGAAGUUUUUCAGAACUAAACUGUGGAGAAAUCAUGUAUCCAUAACUCAGAGCUAUUUUGCUUAAAUUGUGCUGAUGGCCCAACGAAGAAGAUCAGAGUUUGAAAUGGAAAGGCUAGAACCGUUGUCAUCUGUACCUUGCUCCAGAGAUGGCUUUGCUGAAGACAUAGAAUUGAAAACCCUAAUGAAUCUUAAAUCUUGCCAGAAGAGCCCAGAAGCAUUUUAACUUCAUAUAGCAAUUAGUACACGCAGGUAUUCAUGCAAGAAUGUUCACAGCAGGCAACUGGUGUUACUUUGACACUCUUGUUUGUACCUUUUGGCCUGGGACAUGGGUUUUGAAUGGACAUUGUCUGUACCAGCUUCAUUUAAAAUAAACAAGAAAAACGAUUUUAUAAACAAUUUGCAUUUUCUUUUCAAAUGUUUGGAAAUGAACAAAAAUGUGAAUGGACAUAAUUGGGGCUUUCCUUUCUAGUGCCUCUACAUAGAAGGCAGAAAAAAACUUAUGGUCUGUAACCAUACCUUGUACAAAACCAUUUGCUUUUUUUAUUUGCAUAAGCAAUAUACUUACUGGUUUGGAUAGCAGGUGACUCUUUAAGACUACUAGCUGUUUCUUGUCCUAUUAGGGAAUGUUCACAUAGUUACAUACUGCUUCACUUCAUGCUCAGAAGUUAGACUGAAAAUGCAACUUGGAAGAAAAUACAAAGGUUUAAUAUCUAUAUUUCAUAUUAUUAUGGUACUAAUGAGUGAUCUAUCUAUGAUGGAUGACAUGGGAGUGUCAAGAUGCUUCAGCUCACUUGAGGGGUCAUCUUCAUGUUGUAGCUAGUUGCAGGUUCCAAAUAGUCUUGAGAAUCUUUGAUUGGGUGUGAAAGCUCAGACAAGGUUAUAAGCAGGGCAAGAUAGCGAAAAUUUCUGCAUUGUCCCUGCUUCAGCUUUUCAGGAGGUGGAUAGGACUUGUUCUUGGUUUUGUAAAUCAAGUUCAUUUAUGAAUGACAGAUUAAUUUAAAAGCAUUUUAAUGCUUGGAAGAAAUUGCAGAUGAUCUGUCCAUGAUCAGUUUUUAUGGCUCUUGCUGUAAAGCUAUACAGGAACUUUCCUUCUUGUGGUUUUUGUCUGAUUUUUUUUUAUUUACUAAUACUUUAAAUGCAUAGUGGCACUGAAUUUUUUUAAACGAUUAAAACUUUUGAUUAAUAAAUGUUAGCAUAUGGAACUUCAAUCUUCAAGUAUUCUACAUAAUUCAGUUCUUCCCACUGUGAUGGCUUCUUAGGACUUAGCUCCAAAAGAGUUGUUUUUUGAGAACAAUAAACGUACCUGCUUCAGAAUACCAGAAAUAAAACAGCCAUGUGAUUACUAUCAGAUCAUCUCUAAUUUAAUUUUUGUAAUGCUCUUGUUAGUAGAUAAGUUCUCAUUAUCCCACUUCUGCAAAUUAGGAACAGAGGCACAGGGAACAGUGGUUUACUGAGGUCACUCAGGAAACUGAAGAUGGAGAUGAAAAAA